AUGAGGUGGUGGCUGCACAUUGUGAUUGCCGCCGCGCAAUUAUUGGCGUCGAUCGAUGCGCGCAAAAUUCCCGACAUUUAUUGGAACAGCACGAAUCACAUAUUCGAGAUAUCGAACACCGAGCAUGUGAUGAGCGUGCGAAUCGGCGAUCGCGUCACAAUUCGAUGUCCCGCCAAAUCGGCCAACUAUGAGUAUUCGUAUAUCUAUAUGGUUUCCGAGGAGGAGUACACGCAUUGCUACCUUCAGAAUCCGCGUCUCGUCGCUGCGUGCGACAACGAGACGACGCCGAUCGCCGUCAACAUGGUGUUCCGCUCGUUCACGCCGACGCCCGGUGGCUUCGAGUUUGAGGCCGGCAAAAAUUACUAUAUGAUUAGCACCUCCGACGGCUCACUCGACGGCAUCGAUCGCAAAAAGGAUGGGCUGUGCGCGACGAAGAAGAUGAAGGUGAAAUUCGAGGUGCUGCCGUCGGAGACGAGCCCGAAAUUCGCGGCGCGCACGUUCUCCGAAGACUCGACGCCGAUUAUGUAUGUGAUACAUAAUGAAGACGAUGGUGACGACGACGCCUCCAACGCCUACUGCCAUCUGACAUCAAUGAUCGUCGCGCUCAUCGCCGCUCAACUCAUGUUAUAA
Molecule: messenger RNA, 630 nt
Organism: Caenorhabditis bovis
Lineage: Eukaryota; Metazoa; Nematoda; Chromadorea; Rhabditida; Rhabditidae
Source: the annotation of a GenBank genome assembly